AUGUGAUCAGGGAUGGUUAAUUGUGUUUCAUGGGCUCAUUUUCAGGCUUAUGAUUCAGGGCAUCAAGGAGAUGAACGCAUGCUGGCUGUCAGCUCGACAAAAUCUCGAGGACAAUUCUACGGGGGAAACUGGGACCGGUUUAUCAGUUUUGCACAUGGCCAGUACAACAACCUGUCAUCGUGUUGUAUGAUAUUUGACUGAAACUUAAAAUGGAGAACCAGAAGGAGGCUUACAGAAGAUUCUUCUGUAAAAAUGAGGGAAAGCUGUCUGAUGCUGACAUUGAGAAAGCAUGCAGUGAACUGAAUGAGAGUCCGGAGUCACUGGAGAAUGGGUUCAGAGAACUGAGAGCCAUGAUGGCGGAAAAGCAGAGCACAGAGCAGGGAGCAAAAAUUGUGGAAAAGUUUGGUGGAAAGGACGACGCUUUUCUCCUGCGUUUUCUGCGAGCCAGGAAGUUUGAUGUGAAGAAAGCCUACGAGCUGAUGGCAUGUUUCAUCAAAUUUAGAGAAAAAUAUCCGGAGAUAUCAGAAAACCUUCAAUCGGAAGUUGUGAGGAAGUCUUUGGAAAACGGCUACCCUGGUCUUCUACCAUUCAAGGAUAAGGAGGGCCAUGUAGUGCUUGUGUUUGCUAUAGGCACCUGGGACAGCAAGCUGUACAGCUUUGACACAGUUCUUCAGGGGUACAUCCUGCUGUUAGAACAGCUACUGGAGAACGAGUCAGCGCAGAUCAACGGCUUCGUCAUUAUUGAGAACUUCAAGCAUUACAGUAUGGCGCAGGCAUUUGCGCUGCGACCCACGGAUCUGAAGAAGAUGGUGGAUAUGUUGCAGGGGGCUUUCCCUGCUCGGUUUAAGGGUGUUCACUUCAUCUACCAGCCCUGGUACUUUACCUGGACUUAUGCCUUGGUAAAACCAUUCCUCAAGAAAAAGCUGGCUGACAGGGUACACGUCCAUGGCUACAACCUGGACGCGUUCUACUCCCUGUUUGACAGAGACCAGCUUCCCGUAGAGUUUGGUGGGAAUGCUGAGGGCUACGACCCACUGAUCAUGACGGAGCAGCUCUACACGGCCAUCAAGGACAAAGAGCUGGAAGACGACAUCACUGCCAAAUUGGCUGGGGUUCAGAUCUCCGCUGAUUGA
Messenger RNA from Liolophura sinensis, 1133 nucleotides. Its product is annotated as retinaldehyde-binding protein 1-like. Gene Ontology annotation, cellular component: membrane. Gene Ontology annotation, molecular function: phosphatidylinositol bisphosphate binding. Bases 210 to 1133 code for a protein of 307 amino acids. The record is from RefSeq and is a predicted model, not a curated record. Lineage: Eukaryota; Metazoa; Mollusca; Polyplacophora; Chitonida; Chitonidae. The transcript has 6 exons.